Penicillium manginii is the source of this 624-nucleotide messenger RNA. RefSeq lists its product as uncharacterized. NCBI's taxonomy places the organism in Eukaryota, Fungi, Ascomycota, Eurotiomycetes, Eurotiales, Aspergillaceae. The coding region runs from base 1 to 624 and encodes 207 amino acids. The transcript has a single exon. The record is from RefSeq and is a predicted model, not a curated record.
AUGUACAAAUGCGCUUCCCUUACACUCAUAUUUGUCGGCUCAUCCGCCCUUGUCGCCGUUGUUCUAUCGGUCUCGGGCGUCGAAUACACAUUUGGUCGGAUAUCCUAUAUCACCCCAGGCAUUGACCGAGCAACAUUCUGGGGUCCUCUUUUGGCAAUAUCCGCUGCGUCUCUCCUGUUACAAUUCAUCACCGUCACAUACUGCGCUAUACUCACUCUCAGACCCUGGUUCAACUAUCAAAGAUUACGUAUUUCAGGAUAUACGCCAUCUCGGGACGAAGAAAGGGUGCUUGGUGCUCAGCGAACAGCAUCACGCGUACGAAAGAUCGUGCAGUUACAAUGGAGAAACAGUCUCAUUACAGUGGUUAUACUCGUUUACGUCUGCUUUUUAGCCGGUGUUCUCAUGCAGCUACGGCCAUUUCACGAUUAUCCGAAAUCGGAUAGGGUAGCCUGGUUUGAGUGUUUGGGAUCAUCAAAAGGAACUAGAGACUCAUGCCUUUCACUUGCCGCUCCACUAGGACCUGGUGAGCCAGUGAUUAUAGCCGUUCUCUCAAUGCUUGUCGUGAGUUUCUCGUUUCUUGGCUCUGGCAUUCUUGACCUUGCUGACCUUACAAAAUUUAGGUGA